Suillus discolor is the source of this 1482-nucleotide messenger RNA. Its product is annotated as C2H2 type zinc-finger-domain-containing protein. The transcript is spliced from 4 exons. The record is from RefSeq and is a predicted model, not a curated record. Gene Ontology annotation, molecular function: zinc ion binding; nucleic acid binding. Gene Ontology annotation, biological process: ribosomal large subunit biogenesis. Bases 1 to 1482 code for a protein of 493 amino acids. NCBI's taxonomy places the organism in Eukaryota, Fungi, Basidiomycota, Agaricomycetes, Boletales, Suillaceae. Gene Ontology annotation, cellular component: preribosome, large subunit precursor.
AUGGAUCUAGCAAACGAACAACCCUUAUUCACUUGCCUGUCAUGCUCGAUAGCCUUUCUUUCCGCGGAGGAGCAGCGCACGCACUACCGCUCAGACCACCAUAGGUACAAUAUGAAACGUCGCGUCGCAUCCCUCCCACCAGUUAGCGUUGCCAUAUUCAAUCAAAAGGUGCUCGAGCGCCGUCAGGAGACCGCGAUCAUGUCCUCACUGAAAGGUAGCACCUGUGAGAUGAAAACAUACACAACAGAAAAUGCGUAUAGAUCCCACAUAAAUUCCAAGAAGCACAAAGAGAAUGAGCUCAAGACUGUCUCGCGGCCAAGUCAAGUAGUACCACAGCCAGACGAAGUUCCUAGCGCCCCUGUAGAUCCCCCGCCGUCAUCCACGCUCCCCGUCAUCUCCGAAACCCCCAUACCCAAAGACUCGACCCUCGGUGUACCCGCGACCGCUACCGAGGAUGACAUCAACGAAAGCAUAGACGCUAAGAUAGCUGCUGCCCGCUCACGUCUGUCUCCAGCACACUGCCUCUUUUGUCCGCAUACUUCCUCCACGCUUUCAGACAAUCUAACGCAUAUGUCUUCUUCGCAUUCCUUUUUCGUACCUGAUGCCGACUAUCUCGUCGAUCUUCCUGGCCUCAUCACAUAUCUUGGUGAGAAGAUUGCAGUUGGAAAUGUCUGCAUCUACUGCAACGGUAAGGGACGUGAGCUUCGGACACUCGAGGCUGUGCGGAAACACAUGCUAGAUAAGGCUCAUUGCAAGAUCGCCUACGAUUCCGAGGACGACCGACUUGAGGUGUCAGACUAUUACGACUUCACAACUUCAUAUCCCGCUGACACACGGAAGAAGAAAUCUAAACAGAUAUCCGCGGAGGACGAGGAGUGGGAGGAUGCCGAGGACGACAGCGGGGAUGCAGAAGAGGUCGUCGAUGAGGCCGCUUCAGAGCCUCCUGAUUCUGAAUCAGAUUCUAAUGAAAGCAUACCCGAGAACCAGAUCACUUAUGGUGAUACCGAGUACGAACUUGUUCUCCCAUCAGGUGCACGUAUCGGUCAUCGGUCUAUGAAGCGCUAUUACGCACAAUCCCUGCAGCCCACGCACGUCCAGAGUAAUGAAGACCGCAACUCUGGGAUUGCACUUGUCCGCAGAUUGCUCGCAGACAAGAAUUCUGCCCUCGUACCCCGCAAGGGUGGGUUUGGCGCACAUGGGCAAGGAAUGGAGACUGUGAAAGCCAGGAAUCGUGGUGAAGCAAGAGAGGCAGGGAGGCACGUACGAGAGUUCAGAGAUCAGAAGCGCAGGGAAGAUUUUAAGACACGAGUAGGUUUCAUACACAACAGCCAGAAGCAUUUCCGGGACCCACUUCUACAGACGCAGAGUUUCACUGUGCAUGGCAAACUAUGCAUGAUAUUCCUUUGGCAUUUCCAAAACCACUACCUCUUGUUAUCUUGUCCCAUGAAAGCGUCUCUAGAAGGCGGAAACAUAAAAAAAUAA